Molecule: messenger RNA, 10418 nt
Organism: Eublepharis macularius
Lineage: Eukaryota; Metazoa; Chordata; Lepidosauria; Squamata; Eublepharidae
Gene: AAK1
Product: AP2 associated kinase 1
Exons: 19
Coding region: 479-4027 (1182 amino acids)
Biological process (GO): protein phosphorylation
Molecular function (GO): protein kinase activity; ATP binding
Source: RefSeq, a predicted model, not a curated record
GCUGCGGGGAAUGGUCUCGCUCCUGCUGCCUCGCCUCGCCUCCCCUCCUCGCCCGCUCGCUCUGGAGGCUCGUCGUCACCCGAGCGGCGAUGUUACCUUGUAGCGAUGUUGCAGGGCCGGAUGUGCAGCCGCGAUGGUAACAGUGUGGCCAGGCCGGGCAGCUAGCUGGCGACUAGCUGGCUUUCUGGGGGGUCCGGCAGAUGCUCCAGGAGUCCCUUUGCAACCCCGCUCUGCCCCUUUGCGCGAAAGGACCUUCAUGGCAUUACGAACGAGACGGGGAAAGGUGUGAAUAAUUCUCAAGCUCUGCCUUCCAGGACUGGAAAAAACAUUUGACCUUUAAAGGAAAAGCAAGAUAUUGCUGCAAAGGGAUUAUUAUUAUUUUUGGCUUGGUUCAAGCCGUGAAGAAUUGUAUAGUGUAUAUGUAUUUGAAGUGUCAUACUUGUUAAGCUUAAGAGUAUAAGUAACACACAUCGGAGCAAUGAAGAAGUUUUUUGACUCUCGGCGAGAGCAGGGGGGAUCUGGAGCCGGUUCUGGUACCAUUGGGGGAAGUAGCAGCAGCACUGGACCAGGGAGCGGAUAUAUAGGCCGGGUUUUCAGUAUCGGAAGGCAUCAGGUGACAGUUGACGAGGUUCUAGCUGAAGGAGGGUUUGCUAUUGUAUUCCUAGUGAGGACCAGCAAUGGGAUGAAAUGUGCCCUCAAACGGAUGUAUGUCAACAACGAAUACGACCUACAGGUCUGCAAGCGGGAAAUUCAGAUCAUGAGGGAUCUUGCUGGACACAAGAACAUUGUUGGGUACAUUGAUUCCAGUAUAAACUCUGUGAGCAGUGGGGAUGUUUGGGAAGUUUUAAUUCUAAUGGAUUUUUGCCGAGGAGGCCAAGUGGUAAACUUGAUGAAUCAGCACUUGCAAACAGGUUUUACGGAAUGCGAAGUCCUGCAAAUUUUCUGUGACACGUGUGAAGCUGUGGCCAGGCUACACCAGUGCAAGCUGCCCAUAGUCCACAGGGAUUUGAAGGUGGAGAACAUCUUGCUCCAUGAUCGUGGCCAUUAUGUCCUGUGUGAUUUUGGAAGCGCCACCAACAAAUUCCAGAACCCUCAGCUUGAAGGAGUAAAUGCAGUGGAAGAAGAGAUCAAGAAGUACACCACGCUAUCCUACAGAGCACCAGAAAUGGUCAACCUCUAUAGCGGCAAGUUGAUUACUACAAAAGCAGAUAUAUGGGCUCUGGGCUGCUUGCUGUACAAACUCUGCUAUUUCACUUUACCGUUCGGAGAGAGCCAGGUGGCAAUUUGUGAUGGGAACUUUACCAUUCCCGACAACUCUCGUUACUCCCAAGACAUGCACUGCCUCAUAAGGUAUAUGCUGGAGCCAGACCCUGACAAGAGGCCCGAAAUUUACCAGGUCUCCUAUUUUGCAUUCAAGCUAGCUAAGAGGGAAUGUCCAAUCCAGAAUGUGCAGAACUCUCCAAUCCCUGCCAAGCUCCCUGAGCCAGUGAAAGCGAGUGAAGCUGCUGCUAAGAAAAGUCAGCCAAAGGCCAGGCUGACGGAUCCUAUUCCUACAACAGAAACAUCCAUCACUCCACGCCAAAGACCCAAAGCCGGGCAGACGCAACCUAAUCCAGGAAUUUUGCCCAUUCAGGCUGCCCUGACUCCUAGGAAGAGGCCCACAGCUCAAGCAAAUGUCCAGGCACAGGCUGCAGUGCCAGUAUCUUUGGCUACCAGUCAGCCCUCCCUCCCUGCCAGUCUCCCACAGCCGAAAGCUCUGUCCCAACCGACUCAACCUCAGCCUAAGCAGCCGGCCCCUGUACAGCCAGCGACUGCUGCUGCCUGCCAGCCACAGGUCCCUUCAACUCAACCCCAGGCCACUCCUCAGCACCAGCUCUUCUUAAAACAGCAGCAACAGCAGCAGCAACAGGCUGCAUUCUAUCAGCAUCCGCCAGCAUCCCAGCAGCCAGUAUCAACUCCACCACAGCUUCCGGUGAUGCCGCAGGCACCUCAGCAGCCAGUGAAGCCACAGUUCCCAGUGGUGCAACAGGGAGUGGUCACACCAGUGCAACAGCAGCCGAUGCAGAAUUACAUGCAGCAGCAGCUCCUGACACAACAGGCUGCACUGCAGCAAAAGACGGUCGUAGCAGCAGCAGCGCAGCAGAAGCAACCAUCUCAGAUCCUGCCUCAAGCACAGCAGGCUGUGGCUCAGCCGGCUUCUGCACAGGAUCUGCCGCAAGCACCUCCACGUCAACAAAAGCCCCCAACAACCCCUCCCUCAGCUAUUCAAGGCCAGAAAGUGGGCUCUCUCACACCCCCGUCCUCCCCCAAGACACAGCGAGCUGGACACAGGAGGAUUCUGAGUGACGUGACCCACAGCGCUGUCUUUGGAGUCCCAGCGAGCAAAUCGACUCAGCUUCUCCAGGCUGCGGCAGCUGAGGCCAGCCUCAAUAAAUCCAAGUCGGCUUCGACUACACCUUCUGGUUCCCCUAGAACCUCUCAACAAAAUGUCUACAACCCUCCAGAUGUUUCCACCUGGAAUCCCUUUGAUGACGACAACUUCUCCAAGCUCACAGCAGAAGAGCUAUUGAACAAGGAUUUUGCAAAACUAAAUGAUGGUAAACUUCCGGAGAAGCUCUGCAGCUCCACAGAGAACUUGAUUCCGGGUUUUCAGCCGGCACCUUCUGCAACGCAAGCAGAUGUAUUUGGAUCAUCUUCUCUCGCAUCUGUAUCAGCUGAAAAAACAAAAGAUAUUCUGGAUUCUAGCCCACCACUUCUGGCUGUUCCUGAUCCUUUCAUUCCUCUUCCACUAUCAGAUACACCAGAAGAUACUAACCUGAUCUCGGGCUUUGAUUUCCCAGAGGAUUCUGAAAAAGUGACAGAAGAUGAGUUUGACCCCAUCCCUGUGUUGAUAUCCAAAAAUUCACAAGGUCCGCAAGGGGAGCCAACUGUAUACUUUGUGGUAAAAGCUGACCAAGAUCACGAAUGUUCUCCUGGCUGCUUCCCUUUGAACAUACAGCAGCCGCAAAUACUGGAAGCAGAAAACCAACAUGGAGAGGAAUUUGAUUAUGUGAUGAGGGAUGGCCCUUCAAGCAAUGGCUCUUUUCACAGCAGUGAGGGCGAAGGGACAGACCACGAAGGGGACAUAUUGGAUUGCAGUGGAUCCAGACCUCUGCUAAUGGACUCUGAUGAGGAAGACGAGAGUGGUAAGAUGAAUCCACAUCAAGAAGGAGCCAAAGUUUCCCAAGAAGCCUUGAAUCCACCAUCUUCCCAGAGUGGAAUGGGGCAGAUUCUAUUCAACACUUUCCAACACCGCUCUGCAGAAACUUCUGGUGAAGGAGACGUCUUUGCUACAGCUCCUUUCCGAAGCUCAAGAACCUUCCAUGAUGACCUGGAUGUCUUCGCCAAAGCACCCUUCGUCUCCAAAAGCCAUACAUUUGCUAAUCAACCUGAUGAGGGUGACAUAUUCCUUCGGGCUCCAUUCACAAAAAAGAAAAGCCAGGAAGAGUUGCCAUCAUACAAUGUUGCUAAGGAAUCUCCUGCUGUAGCGGCUUUCUUGGGUUUAACUGGAAGUGCCCAGUAUGUUCUUAACCCUAUACUCCAGAACUUGGAUACAGGGACGCACAGUUCACCUCGCCCUCAGUAUUCUGUGGCCCCAUUUGCUCAGUCAUCUAUCGCUCCACCUCAUUCUCCACUGGCAGGGGAUGGCCAAGACCCCAUUCCUCCCAAAGAUCCACCCAAAGAAUUGGGUAGUGUUCCUAAUGAUGUGCUCCAAGAACACACACUCCCCCAGGAAGCCCUCUUGUGCUCCAAGGGCAGCAAGCCCUUCCGCCCACAGUCAUUGGCAAAAUACUCCCGUCACUACAGUCCAGAAGGCAGUCAGUGUGCAGAAGCUCAACCUAUAGCAGCUUAUAAAGUGGUCUCUCAGACCAAUAAGCAAGCCAUAGCUGGGUCCAUUUCCAUAGCAUCUCUUUCCUACAGAACUAAAGAGCUGCCCAAUGCUGACCCGUUUGCAUCAGCACCCUUUCCUUCCAAACAGAAACCUUAAACACUUUCCACUGUGACAGGCUUACAUGCCUUCAAAUAUGUUGACCUUGAAUUUACAAGCCCGUAGACAGAAUAUGCUCCAAAACUAUAAUAUAGAUAACCAUCUCCAGGUGUUGUGAUGUUCAUCUGAACCAUAUGAAGUUGUUGGUUCCAGGCUACUAACUGCCAGACAAAUUUUGAGUGUUCAUGCUUUUUAGAUACUCUUACCACACUCCCCAGCCUAUUUUCUCAAUAUUUUUUAUUGUUAUUGACACCAGUAAUCGUAGGGUGAAUAUGUUGGAGAGAAUGAAUUACCUCUUCAUAUUAGCAUCUAAGGAUUACAGAGCAUAUCAACACUACAUUAAGAAUGUUCCAGGGGGGGAAAGGUACUGAUACGGACGAAGUUUAAUUUUUUUCUAUCCAAGACAAAUCUGGGAGACAGGACAUAGAAAACUUUACCAGUUUCUUCCAGCUAAUGAAUUCCAUCCUAGAACCAGAAACUUCCAGAUUGAAAUGGAGAUUUUAGUCUACAAUGUGUGUGUGUGAACAUAUUUUUACCUGACAUCAUUAAUUCUAAAGCCUUUUAAAACAGUUUGCGGUUUGGAGAAGCAGCAGUCUAAUCAGCUUAGGCUCCAAUCUUAGACCUUGUGAUUUUGGAAGUAAGUCCUGAAAUGCAGGAACUUGCAGAAUGUGCUUAGCUUUGGGAUAUUAGGCAUUUUGUUACUUUUUAGUGGAAGGAUAAUGGAAAUGAUGAAGGCUAGAGAGAAGGUGGGAAACCCCUUUAUGCCAAAGGAAGGCUCGGCAUUUUACUUGCUUCAUAUAAUUUGCAAAGCCAUUUUUUGGUUGUGAAUGGGAGUCAAGUCCAAAUGAGAUCAGUGGGGAGAGAUAUUUAGUACAAUUCAACUCUUUCUGUAGUACAGGUAAAAUUCCCAUUGAUCCAGCUGAUAAUAAUAAUCCUACAUAAUGUGUUUUUCAAACUUCCUGCCUUUUGUUGCAGAAUCUCUGUAGUUUACUAGGGCAUAAUUGGGUUGUGGAGGCACCAUUCAUAUCUGUUAGGCCUCACCCACACGAGCUGCAAUUGUAUAUUUAGGACAUGUUCAACAAUCCUGUUUGGCCAUGUGUUUCUGUAGUGUGCAGAGAAACUGCCUUUUAGGGAAGCUUGCCCCCUCUGUGACUGAAUUUUCCUACUGAGGCAUUCCCAAGAGGCUUCCAAGGAGCCAGAACUUUGCUUGAAAGUCAUUGAUGGUGGGUGUUUUUAUACACACAAUUCUUAAAAACAACUUCUGGUGCAGUUACUCCAGGAUAUCUGAAGAUCGUAUUUGAAGGUUAGUUUUCACAUCGUAGCCCUUAUAUUUCCAUUUUGUACAACUGGACUGAAGAGCUACAUUUUUUUUAAUUUUAAAAAGGUAUCCCAUAUCACAUGCUAUGGACAACACUAUUAUGAAAUAGUGUGGUAUUAAUCCUACUGACAUCAGUGAUGCUUUGACCACUUCUGAUAGCUGAAGAUUUGAUUCUACAGAAUAUCAAAUGAGUGAAUGACAGGCUAGGGUAUUUUAUUCCUUCUUUUUCUUUACACAUUGUUUUAGACAAUCCAAAAAGCUGGUGAAUCACAGCACUGAAAAGGUAGCAUAUGCUGUAUAGACAUUUAAGGAAAGUUGAUGUAAUUUUUGCCUUAAAGAAAGGUGUCAGCCACUCCCUAUAUAACGGAUGUGGCCAAAUACAAAAUUCAGAGAUGUCCUGCCAGCCAUUCUUCCUUAACACUACUUUUUUUACUUCAUGUUCUUGCAAAAGUAUCUUUUAAGUGCCCUUUCUGAAUGGCUUGUCUGUUUGCUGGUAAAGAGAGACAAUCUUACCAUGAGAAUAUGGCAAAGCACAUCUUGGGUGACUUUAAAGAGUGAGACACCUAUUUAACUAGAGGGUAGAACCCACCAAGAAGUAAGCUGUAAUGAAAUGGGCAGGGAGUGCCCAUCUCUGCUUUUCUGCGUUGGGCAACUUUUAUCCAUUUAGGCUGGGCUUGUAGGGAACAUCCUGAUGGAUUGUACCACAUAUUAAUUACUGGGAAUUUUCUAUGAAUGUUUUACCUCAGGCACCACAAUGCCUUGGGUCUACUUUUGCUAUGAAUAAUAGGUAGGCCCGUUCUCUUAAAGAGUCUGGCUGAUACCUGUGUGUAAGCAAUUAGGUGUUUGGAGGGUGAGGCCGCCUUAGCUGGUGUGUUCAUAUGAAGGGCUCAUGUCAAAGUCUUCAGACUCUAGCUGGCUUAAGCUUAGGCAGACUGAGACAGUCUUUAAAGAUUCAGAAAUCCAUUUUUAGUACUUAAAACACACACUCUUUAGCACUUUACUCUUGCAAAUGAAUAUUCUGGACAGCGGCAGUGCAAGGCAGGUCUGGCAGAGGUCCCCCCUCCUUUUUUUUGUUUUGCUGAGACUUUUAAAUGUUUGUAAGAUGACUGUGAAAAGUUGCCAGUUUUUGCCGUGCUUUUGAGAUGUUCUCUUUGCACCUAGGUUUAAAUGGUGUUAACAGUGAAUCAAUGUCCCCUGCUUUUCCUGUCAAAGUGAGAAGUAAAUGGAUUUAUAUGAGGAUGAUCGCAUUGAGUAAUCUAUGGCCUCUUCCAGUCAACAGCUUUGCGGGAGUGUAAAUAGGAAGCACAACAAGUCCAGCUGCCUGGUAGAGGAAGAAGCUUGCUUUAAAAAGGUUUACACAGCAGAAGAUCUGCAUCAAAGGAAUUGCGCACAUGUUCAGGGCUUACUGUUACUGAGCCUAGAGUCUUCCAUGCAUUGAUUGAAUUGGAGUGCUUUGAGGCAUGUGUGGAAGUCCCUUCCUGUAACUUACCACAGCUCAUCACUCUUGCUCUUAGAGCUAGGGUUUUUAGGAAAACGUUGGGCUUUGGCUACUCCUCUUUUUAAUGAUUUAAAGUACUUAAUUUGAUCAAAUGCAGCAUAACCCCUCUCCGCGCACACACACAGACACACAAAGGAAUUUAAGAGUAAAUUCAGGCAACAGCAGGAUAAGAGAAGUGACAUGUCUAUAAGCAGGAGUCAUCUCUAUCUCUUCUCUUAGGCCAAUACUGUGUUUUUGUUUUUUUAAGCCUGUUGUCGAACCUGUGCAACCUAAUAAUGGUUUAUAGGAAGAAAUAGAGAAGAGUUUGAUAUUGCUAAUAAUUUUGAGGCCCCCCCUCCCCUCCCCAGCAGGGGAGGAGUUCUUUGAAAGCGUAUGCAAACUUUUGCACCUCCACUGUGGGAAAACUGUGAUAAUUUUUCCGUUUUUUGUUUGUCUUCUUCCAGAAAAAGAUUAAACUCUUAUGACUGUUUAUCACUAUGUUUUUACAAAUAAUAGCAAAUCAAACUGAACUACGUUUAUGAAACCAUGGUGUUUUUCUCUCUAGGGCUUCUCACCUCACUCUGGAUAAUAUGAACAUUUGUGCUGAAGUUUUGAAACAUAAAGCUUACUGUAAGGGUUAAAACUGGACUAUAAGGAAUCAGAAUUGCUACAAUGCUCUGAUUGAGAAAAUUAGAACAGCAGUUGCACUGUGCAGUAUUAACACACCUAGAAUACAAUUUAGGAAUAAGACAAGAUAUGUACUGUAACGCGAAUUGGGAAGGGAAGAGCAUGCAGCUCAACGCUGAACUUGUAUGGCCCAGAGUUGUAUAAUGAACAGGAAUAUAUUUAGAUUUCAUUGAGAAUUUAAAAAAAAAACAGUGAUUACUAGUAUUUCCAGGAAUACUUUGGACGUUGUUAAGAUAAAUAAUAGCACUAUUACAAUCAAUAAUGAAAUUGCCACAGGGUAUAAGUUGGCUGCUUUUAAAUUGUUACAAAAAUCAGAUAUUAUUCUGUGAAGAUUUUUUAUAAAAAGAGUGCAUUAUUAUUCUGUUGUACCUAUAAUGUUUAUAUCAGGCAGAUGGUACUGUGUAGAGCUGUUACUAUAAACACAGCCAAAAUAUGAAGUUUCGCAGGGGUUUUGAUGCAUAAAUGGAGCUCUGUGGAAGAUACAGCUACCCAUUCACUCUCAUGUCAGAGAGUGCUCCAACAUAGUAUGUGAAAACUGUCGAGUCCAUUUAGUAUUAUUUAAGCAAUUUCUUUCCUCACAGUUACGAGUUAAGGACAAGUAAAAACAUAGGUAUGAUGUUGCUACUUAAUAUAUUCAUUGUCCAGGGGCACAGAAUUGGAACUGGAACCAAACAGUGAUACUACAAGUUGAAAUAUGAUCAUGAUAAUCUUCAUUUUUCCUCUGCAAUGGAAAAAAAAAUCGCCGUUUUUUUUAAAGGUAGCUGAUUCAGACAAACUGAAGACACCUCAGUGACUUCAUAAGUAACUCUGAGUAAAAUUUAAUUAAAUUUCAGCUCCUUCCAAAACACUUUUGCUUACUGGAACCCUUGGGUUUGGGGACAAUCUAGCAAACACUGCUAAUAUGCAGUGUCAGUGGAUUCACAGGAGGCUUAUGUAGGAGCCAUGCAAGAUCUACUGCACUGAAUGGAGGCUGCCAAACAGCAAGAGCUUGAAUCAAAGAAGGCUGCUUAAUAUCUUCAGUCAAUUUUUGAUCUACUCUGGCCGUGGGAUUCAUGUACAUCCAUCCAACGAGAAUCUGAGCUGGCUCCCAAUGACUUACUUCACGUUUGGCCUUUCUUCGAGCUGCGUGUUUGAUCAUCUGUUUGUCUUUUUCUUUUCCUUGUGUUCAUCCAUGUCCAGUCUCAGAAAUAUCAACUUGCUGAUUCAGUUUUCCUCAGGCAAGCUUACAGUUCCUGAAUCUUGGACUAUGAUCUUUAUUUUCCUUUACACAACAAACUAAGUUCCUGGCAGCAGCAGAUUAUUCCCUGGUGGUCUGCUUGGCUUGUUGCCUCACAAAUAGUAGGGACUACUGCCAACUUGAUUCUUCUUUGGCCUAAUGCAGUAUUCCCAAAUCUGGGCUGAACUUUACGGCUUUCUAAGCCAAGUCUGUUGUUAUCAUAAGUAUUGUAAACUAUUGAACUUAUCAUCUUACCCAUGAAUCCAGUGAACAUUGUGCAGAUGUUUAAAGAUAACUAGCUCCUUUUAUUUCUUCAAGGUUCCCUUAAGACUGGCCAUCACACUCUGUAUGAUGUAAGCUCUGUUAGGUUCAGAACUUGGGUCCUACUGGACAGACUCCCCUGUAAUCAAGAUGAGCUGUACCACUUAACAGAGAGGUGAUGGUGCUUGGCUGCCAUUCAAAGGCAGAAAAUUGACAACUCUUCCAUUUUUACUUCGUAGUAGAGGACCAAUUUGGAUUAUCUGCCUCAACACCAGGAAUUGUUUUUUGCUGUACUUUUUUUGCUCAGUACAGUGUGUAGUUCUCCAAAUGUGGCUGGGAUUAGGGCUUUUAUACCCCUAUAGACUAUCAGUGUAAAUAUGACUAAUAUUGGCUGAUCAACGCAGAAAAAGCAGGUUUCUGGAGAAUCUGCUUCUCAAUCCCUUAAUGUUUCCCCUAGGUGUUCCAUUGUUCACUGUUCAAAUGGCAUGCUAUUCCCCCACCUAGCCUGUCCAUGUUCCUGCCAAAACCACAAUAGUUGUGCCCAUGGUUACGGCCAUAUCUGUUGGGUAAGUAUAGCACAACAGACUCUGUAUAAAUUCAUGAAUCUUCAAUCACUCCAAAUAGAUACACAUGCAUUUAGCUUCCACCAAAGAUUACUCAUGCUGGAAAGCUCUGUUUUCUUCUGCGUGUGUGUGGUUUUAAAUCAAUGUCUCUUCUAGAGUCUUCUUGAGUGCUGUGAUGUUUGUAUUCUCAAGUAUUUUGAUGCAGCAUAAUCUUGUCCCCCAUUUUAUACCUGUUCUUGAAUCUUUACCUAGUGGUUGCAGCUCCUACAUAAACCAGAGUUUGUUUGGUUGGUGGCUUCUUGUUUUGUGUUUAUUUUUGCUUCUGUUUCUUUGUGUGCCAGAAAUAUUCUGACUGUUAUAGGAAGACUUGUCAGCCAAGAUUUGAGAGGCAAUCUGUGGAUGACCAGUUUUUAAAGGGAUUAUUUCUUGUAGGGAAGGCAGAUUGUAGUAAAUGCAUCUAAACUCCUGAACCAGAGGUGGAGUUAGGAUCAGAAGGAAAUGCUUUUUCAGAUUUUGUGUAAUGCAGAUAAUGAGCAUAAUUGUGACUCAUUCCAAGAGGCAGCUUAAAAUUGUCCGUACUGAAUUGGUAGCUUGAAAAGGACAAAUGAGUGAGGGGUUCCCCUCCCUCCCUGCUUAGUGUGGAAUUGUCUGUCUGUGCAAUUAUGGGUCAUGUAUUUAUAAAAGCACUCCAAACUCCUCUUGAUACAGUCAGAACUUAACUGUUGGAAAUACCUCUCUGACUUGCUGAGUUCUUUGGAGUCUGUCUGGAGUUUUGUUUCACACCGGUUGCAAUAGUCUUUAUGAAGAAAUGUUAGAACUGAAAUUCUUAUAUGCUUUAUUAAAUAAUAAAAAGUAUGAUUCAUCAUGAA